Prorocentrum cordatum is the source of this 300-nucleotide messenger RNA. The record is from the annotation of a GenBank genome assembly. NCBI's taxonomy places the organism in Eukaryota, Dinophyceae, Prorocentrales, Prorocentraceae.
AUGCCGUUGUUGAGGGCAUCCUGCAAGACCUCAUUGUGGUGCAAGGUGGGCCUAGAACUCUGGGCGAACAUGUUCAUGCAAGUUUUUGGAAGGAGGAUUUCAGCCAAUGGACGUUGCAAGAUACGCGCCGAUUUCUCGGUUCAGUUGGGACAGGCGUUUCUUCAGCAGAUGUUGGGAUGCGAGUCUCUUUCGCAGAUGUUUGAAUGCAAGUUUCUGGGCGUGCUUCAACAUAUGUUGGAAGGCAAGUUUCCUGAGUUGAAUUUCCAACCUCAUGCGUUCAUUGCACGUUUAAUGUCAUGA